GGGAGUCAGCCCUAGAACGUCGCAGUCAUGGUGCGGUGCGGUAGCGUGUGGUUCAGAAAGUAUGGAAACUUCAUUGAUAACCUAAGACUCUUCACCAGGGGAGGAAGUGGUGGAAUGGGUUACCCUCGUUUAGGUGGAGAAGGUGGAAAAGGUGGUGACGUCUGGGUUGUAGCCCAUAAGAAAAUGACUUUAAAACAACUUAAAGACAAAUAUCCUCAGAAACGGUUUGUGGCUGGAGAAGGAGCAAAUAGUCGUGUUAAUGCACUGAAAGGCUCCAGAGGAAAAGACUGUGAAAUUCCUGUACCUGUGGGUAUUUCAGUAACUGAUGAAAAUGGUAAAAUUAUAGGAGAACUCAAUAAAGAGAAGGACAGAAUUUUGGUAGCUGAAGGAGGUCUUGGUGGUAAAUUACUUACAAAUUUCUUACCAUUGAAAGGCCAGAAACGAGUCAUUCACCUUGAUCUAAAACUUAUAGCUGAUAUAGGCCUAGUAGGAUUCCCAAAUGCAGGAAAAUCCUCUUUGCUAAGUCAGGUUUCUCAUGCAAAACCUGCAAUCGCAGAUUAUGCAUUUACAACAUUACAGCCUGAACUUGGAAAGAUUGUGUAUAAUGAUUUCAGACAGAUAUCAGUAGCUGAUCUUCCUGGUUUAAUAGAAGGAGCGCAUAUGAACAAAGGAAUGGGCCACAAAUUCCUCAAGCAUAUAGAAAGAACUAGACAACUACUUUUUGUUGUCGAUAUUUCUGGAUUUCAGCUUUCUUCCCAAACUCAAUACAGAACUGCCUUUGAAACCAUAAUACUUCUUACAAAAGAGUUGGAGUUGUACAAAGAGGAACUUCAGACAAAACCUGCACUCCUGGCAGUUAAUAAAAUGGACUUGCCAGGUGCCCAAGAUAUGAACUAUAUAAGAAAAUCUCUGGAUGAACAUGCCAACCAGGAAAAUGGUGCAUAUCAUAAGAAACAGUUGCUUAAUUUACAGAUUUCUAAUACAAUAUCUUAUAAUGAGCCACCACCAAAGAAUGGUGUUACUAGUCCCAGAUAG
Puma concolor (puma) is the source of this 1035-nucleotide messenger RNA. NCBI's taxonomy places the organism in Eukaryota, Metazoa, Chordata, Mammalia, Carnivora, Felidae. The record is from RefSeq and is a predicted model, not a curated record.